Molecule: messenger RNA, 1347 nt
Organism: Diaporthe amygdali
Lineage: Eukaryota; Fungi; Ascomycota; Sordariomycetes; Diaporthales; Diaporthaceae
Product: cellobiohydrolase
Exons: 7
Coding region: 1-1347 (448 amino acids)
Biological process (GO): carbohydrate metabolic process
Molecular function (GO): hydrolase activity, hydrolyzing O-glycosyl compounds
Source: RefSeq, a predicted model, not a curated record
AUGAUUUCAAAGACCACUAUCCUCACUCUCCUCGUAGCUGGAGUCGAAGCUCAGCAGGCAGGCACUCUAGAGCCCGAGACUCAUCCCCAAUUCACGUGGCAAAACUGCGCGUCUGGCUCAUGCACCAAUACCAACGCCGAGGUGGUGAUCGACGCCAACUGGCGAUGGCUACACACCGUCGAUGGAAGCGAGGGUUGCUACGAGGGAAAUGAAUGGACAGGUGCCUGUUCGACCGCUGACGGCUGCGCCGAGGAAUGCGCCUACGAGGGUGCGGACUACGGCACAACGUAUGGCGCUUCGACCAGUGGCGACGCCCUCACGCUCAAGUUCGUCACUGAGCAUGAAUAUGGAAAGAACGUCGGCUCGCGAUUCUACCUGAUGAACGGCGCCGACAAGUACCAGAUGUUCACCCUGUUGGGCAACGAGUUUGCCUUUGACGUCGACUUGUCCACUGUUGAGUGUGGCCUGAACUCAGCGCUGUACUUUGUCGCCAUGGAGGAGGACGGGGGUGUCGCUUCGUACCCGAGCAACUCUGCUGGUGCCAAGUAUGGGACUGGAUACUGCGACUCUCAAUGUGCGCGUGACCUCAAGUUCGUCGGAGGUCGUGCAAACAUCGAAGGGUGGCAAGCAUCAACCAGUGACCCUAACUCUGGAGUUGGUCCUUUCGGUGCAUGCUGUGCCGAGAUUGACGUCUGGGAAUCCAAUUCCCACUCCUUUGCCCUGACUCCUCAUCCAUGCGAGAACAACGAGUACCACGUUUGUGAGACGACAGAGUGUGGAGGAACCUAUUCGGAAGAUCGCUUUGCUGGCCUCUGCGAUGCCAAUGGCUGCGACUACAACCCAUACCGCAUGGGCAACACCGACUUCUACGGCGCAGGCAAGGUUGUCGACACUACCAAGAAGUUCACUGUUGUCACUCGCUUCGAGACCGACAAGAUGAGCCAGUUCUUCAUCCAGGACGGCAAGACCAUUGAGAUUCCAGCGCCAACAUACGAGGGCAUCUCUGACAGUGCCGACAUCACACCCGAGUACUGCUCCAACCAGCACACCGUCUUCGACGAGUUCAACCGCUUUGAGGAAGUCGGCGGCUUCUCGAAGCUCAAUGAGGCCCUGAACAUCCCCAUGGUUCUGGUCAUGUCCAUCUGGAACGACCACUACGCCAAUAUGCUGUGGCUCGACUCCACCUACCCGCCAGAGAAGGAAGGCCAGCCUGGUGCAGCUCGUGGCGACUGCCCACAGACUUCUGGAGUUCCGGCUGAGACGGAGUCUCAGUUCCCUAACGCACAAGUUGUUUGGUCCAACAUCCGCUUCGGCCCUGUUGGCUCUACUUAUGACGCUGGAAUCUAG